This is a messenger RNA of Aethina tumida (small hive beetle), 898 nucleotides long. RefSeq names its product zinc finger protein 354A. Bases 59 to 790 code for a protein of 243 amino acids. Gene Ontology annotation, biological process: regulation of transcription by RNA polymerase II. The record is from RefSeq and is a predicted model, not a curated record. Gene Ontology annotation, molecular function: DNA-binding transcription factor activity, RNA polymerase II-specific; sequence-specific DNA binding. Lineage: Eukaryota; Metazoa; Arthropoda; Insecta; Coleoptera; Nitidulidae. The transcript is spliced from 3 exons. Gene Ontology annotation, cellular component: nucleus.
CGCGUACAUGUAAAUGAUACUUGCGCCAAUCUACUGGCUUUAAUGUUUUUAUACAGAAAUGGAAAGUAUUUUAAUUUCAGAUGAUGAAGAUCCAGGUGUAAUCUGUAGAAUUUGUAUGUCUACUAUUAAUUCAAAAGAUAAAUUUUAUGAAGUUAAUAGUGAAAACGUAGGUUUUGAAAAUAAUACUCAAAAAUUACUGAAUGAAAAAUGUCUUCCUGAUUUGGGAACUGAACUGAAAUUAAACUCAAAAAUUUGCUCAAAUUGUUUUCACAAGAUGCCAAGUACAUUUCCAAUUAAAGACAAAUGUUUACCCACUGAAACAACACCAGAUAUUACAAUGGAGGUCAAGAAACAAGAAGAUGAAGUAAUAAAUGAAAUAAACGACAAUUUGUUACGCAAUGAAGAGAUCGACAAGAUUUGUAUUGGUGUUUUAAAGCACAAACCUAGACCCAUUACAUGUAAACAUUGCGAGUACAAGACUUCAAAUCCGUCUUUAUUAAAAAAGCAUAUUUCAUCCAAAUCGUGUGGAAAGAACACUAGUCUCCAUAAAUGUCCACGCUGUGAUUAUUCAACGAUUAGAAAGCGUCACCUUGUAAGACACAUGUUUACCCACGGUGGCAAAAAGCCCCAUAUCUGCGAAAUUUGUGAUAAAAGAUUUAGCGAGAGAACUCAGUUAAAAUAUCAUGUCUUCAGGCAUAUGGGGAAAGGUUCAUUUCAAUGUGGAUACUGUGAUGCGCAGUACCACAGGAAGCAGGACUUAAAAGUACACAUUUUCAGCAGACACAAAUAAUGUGUUAAUAAUGAUAUUAGUUCUAGAAUGAGUUGUUAUGUUUUUAAAGGAUAUAUGUUUUAUUUUUAUAUUAUAUUAUGUGCAAAAAUAUAUUUUGAGUUAAGAUAA